AUGAGUGAUUGUGUUCAAGUUAAUUUACGAAUUACUACAAAUAGUAAUCAAGGAAAUCGAAAAUAUAUGGAAGAUACAUAUGCAAUUGCUCUUCAACGUUUAAAUCCAACAGAUAAAGAAAGUCCAAUUUCCUUAGCUUAUUUUGGUAUAUUUGAUGGUCAUGGUGGAAAAGAAGCAGCUGAAUUUGCUCGACAACAUUUAUGUCAACAUAUUCUUGAACAUGAUGAAUUUUGGUCAGAAACUUCUGAUGAUAAACAAAUUCUUGGAGCUAUUCGAAAAGGUUUUCUUUCAUGUCAUAACGAUAUGUGGAAUCAUGUAGAAAAAUGGGCAAAAACAUCAUCUGGUUUAACUAGUACCUCAGGUUGUACUGCAAGUGUAAUAUUUGUACGUGGAAAUAAAUUAUAUAUUGGACAUGUUGGAGAUUCAUCGAUAGUUAUCGGUGAAGGUGAUACAUUAUAUAAAUGUUGGAAAGCAAAUCGUAUAACACGUGAUCAUAAACCAGAAGAUCCAUCCGAAUUAAAACGUAUACGUGAAAGUGGUGGAAAUGUUCUUUGUAAAGCUGGUGUUCAUCGUGUUGUUUGGAAUAGACAAAAAUUAAUAACAUCAUCGAAUUAUUAUCGAAAUGAACAUUUAAGAACAACGGUUGAAUAUGAACAAAUACCAUUUUUAGCUGUAUCACGUGCAUUAGGAGAUUUAUGGAGUUUAAACAAACAAACAAAUCUUUAUUCUGUUUCACCUGAACCUGAAUUAACUGUUAUUGAAAUUGAUCCAAAUAAACAUCGAUGUUUAGUAUUAGCCAGUGAUGGAUUAUGGAAUAUGAUUACACCAGAAGUAGCUGUAGAAAUUGUUAGAAAUUGUGAUGUGAAAACAGAAGAAAUGAUUUUAAAUUCAGAGGAUGAUGAUGAUCGUCCAUUUCGUAAUCCAUCACAUGAACUUGUACAAAAAGCAUUAGUUUUAUGGCGAGAGCGAAUGUUACGUGCUGAUAAUAUAACUUGUAUUACAGUUAUGCUUGAUCCACCUGGUCCACCAUUUAGUGAAUGUAUUUUAAAUAAGAAAAAACAAAUGUCUUUAUCAACAUCUUCAGCUUGUUUGGAAGAUACUAAUGAAACAUCACCAAUGAAUACGGAUCAAACACCACGAAAACCUAAAAUCGGUGUACAACGUAAAGAACAUAUUCUUACACCAAUUUCAAAUGGUUCAACACCAAUACGAACUCCUAAACGUCCUGCAUCGGAUGAUGUCACUGAAAUAUUCGAUGAUACACCACGUCGUAAAUUAAUAAAAAUCAAUCAACAAAAAGAGAAUGAUACAUCACCAGUUUUAGCAACUGAACAAGUUCUUCCUUCGAUUCCUUUGACAAAUAAUGAUGAAGAUUUUUCACCUGAAAUUCAACAAACACCAACAGCUUUUACAUUGGAUGAUGAUUUAACACGAAAAGUUGAAGAAUGUUUUCGUAAUAAUCCUAAUGAACAACAAUCAGAUAUUGAAAUGAUGGACGCUGAUGAACCAAAUAGUAAUAAUAAUGCGAAACAAAAACCUUCUACACGUCGUCGUUCUCGUUUUCGUUUUUCAUUUUCAAAUAAUCAUCAUUCACCUGAGCAACAACAACAACAACAACAAGAUGAAGAAGAUUUAACAAAAAAAUCUCGUUUAUUUCGAACGCAUUCGGCUUCGAUAAUAAAUCAUGAAAAUGAUGAUAAAAUAAAUGCAACACGUCGACGAAAAUCAUAUAGUACGACUGGAUUAGCAAAUGAACUUAAAAAUAUUCCAAAUAAUCCAACUGAACAAAUACCAAAUAUUGAUAAAAAAUCAACAAAAGCCAAACCAUCAUUAGCAAAUCGGGUUAAACGAGCUUUUUUCCGUCCACAUCGUAAUACAAUCUCUUCUUCAUAA
Molecule: messenger RNA, 1893 nt
Organism: Adineta steineri
Lineage: Eukaryota; Metazoa; Rotifera; Eurotatoria; Adinetida; Adinetidae
Source: the annotation of a GenBank genome assembly